Stylophora pistillata is the source of this 964-nucleotide messenger RNA. Its product is annotated as putative skeletal organic matrix protein 5. Lineage: Eukaryota; Metazoa; Cnidaria; Anthozoa; Scleractinia; Pocilloporidae. The record is from RefSeq and is a predicted model, not a curated record.
UCAAAGCCAAUUUCUGUUUUCUGUCACAUGGGAGACUUUGGGUGCGGAGAUGGAGGAUGGACGCCGGUUAUGAAGAUUAAUGGCAAUAAGAGUACAUUCCAUUUCGACUCGCAUUUUUGGAGCGACAGGAAUUCUUUCAAUCUUGUAGGAGGUAAGACUGGAUUUGACUCUCAAGAGACCAAGUUACCGACCUAUUGGAUCACGCCCUUCUCCAAGAUCUGUCUCGGAAUGAAGAUCGGCAGUCAUAUCAGAUUCAUUGACAUCAACAAACAGGCCGGCUCUCUCCACUCACUCAUCGCUGAUGGGAAAUACCGCAACACCUCACUGGGUCGUUCAACGUGGAAGUCGCUGAUUGGUUCAGAGGCCUCCUUACAGCUCAACUGCAACAGAGAAGGAUUCAAUGCGGUGGGAGACAAACCUGGUGGUGCCAGAACAAGAAUCGGUAUCGCUGCUAAUCAGCAGCAUGACUGCUUUACCUGUAACUCCCAAAUUGGUUUUGGUACAGGAGGUUCACGAGAGGGCUCCAACACAUGUGGCAAUGAAGCAACACACUCGCCUGAUAAUGGAAACAAGCACAUCAAAGCCAUGGGGUACAUCCUGGUGCAGUGACAGGGGGGACACAAUUAAUUUCCUAACUUUUAAGCCGAGAAUCCAUCAUAAAGCAGAAAAAUGUAGUGUGCUAAUUAAGGAUUACCAACCAGUAGAAGAAUAGGCUCCGUAAAACUGCCAUAAUUAAAGUAAUUAAUCUACAGUUGAGUAACAGUUCAUGUGCUGUAUUGGUGUGGUCGCAAGUAAUAUUUGAGGAAAGAAAGAGGUCGAAUAAUAAAUUGCGAUCUUUGGAAUAAAAAAUACAAUACAACACCAAAUAUCAGAAAAUAUAAAAAUUGAAAACGCCGGGGCUGGAAUGACAGAUUUCUUGUCGAAAAUAGGUUUAAAAGGGCAUCGCCUCAAUGCAAGUUCUCCU